GUCUUCUAUUUUAUCAUGGAUAUAUUUGGAAGAGAUACAAAUUCAAAUGAUAGGGAUGUCAUUUCUGUCUACUUUCAAUUGCUUAUUCUGGUUGCCUGUGAGGUGUCAUAUAGAAAAUAGUGCUAUAGCAUUAAAUUCUCUAUUUAUCACAGAAAAUGGAUAUGGGGCCAUGUCCAAAAGUCCACUCUUUGCAACUGAGGAGAGAGUAUCCUUAUAUUACUCACAAUGCUGGAUGGUUUCUGUAUUUCUACAUUUGUGGUUGCUUAACCUUUCUUAGAUAUGAAGAAGCUAAGGCAAAAGGCAUCGAUAGUUAUGAUAGAGAGUUGGAAGAUGCUAUUGACAGGCUCAUUGUCGAGUGUGAUAGGAAAAUUGGUAGAGCUCUCAAGCAUCUUGAAGAUGAGGAUGCAAAGGCCACUAUUGCUAUAUCAGUCUCUGAAGUUACUCAGGCACCAGAAGUACUAGAGCUUUCAAAGCAAAUUAAGAAGAAAUUGAAAGAAGUUGAUCAAUAUGGAAGUGCAGUAACACUUCGGAAGCAGCUCGAUCUGCUGAUGGGUGCGUACCGUAUUGGCGACGUAAGGGAGGUGAAUCGGAAGUACUACGAUCGCGAUGUGUGCCGCCUCUACUUAUCUAGCCUUUGGCCUCACGAACUCUUCCAAUUAACGGCAAAAGGCAUCGAUAGUUAUGAUAGAGAGUUGGAAGAUGCUAUUGACAGGCUCAUUGUUGAGUGUGAUAGGAAAAUUGGUAGAGCUCUCAAGCAUCUUGAAGAUGAGGAUGCAAAGGCCACUACUGCUAUAUCAAUCUCUGAAGUUACUCAGACACCAGAAGUACUAGAGCUUUCAAAGCAAAUUAAGAAGAAACUGAAAGAAGUUGAUCAAUAUGCUCUAGAAGAAGUAGAAGAGCUUAGAACUAAAGGAGCAGACAAACAGUCAACACUGCUUUUGGAUGCAUUCAAGAAAGAUCUGGCAUCUUUGCCCCAACCAUUGCCAAACCCGUUUUCUUUGGCACCACUGCCUGUGCCUGCACCUGAUUCUCGGAUCCAGGAAAUGAUAAAUGAGAAGCUGAAGAAAGCUGAGGAUCUUGGUGAGAAGGGGAUGGUAGACGAGGCACAAAAAGCAUUAGAAGAGGCUGAAGCACUCAAGAAGGUUUCAAUUUCUGAAUUUAUUAGUGCAGUGGAUCAAUUGGCUUGUAACCUUGCCCAUUGCGGAGGAGGCACAAGUUCGAGCAUGCUCCAUGUUAAAAUGAAGAGAGAAACAAGAGCCGCAAACUUGACCGGUAUGAUGACAGGAGAUCGAAAGAAAGAAGCAGAGAUCAUGAGAGAGAAUCAAGUUGGGACCGAGACCAAGGGAAUAGCCAUGACCGAGGGAGGGAUUGUGAUUGUAGGAGCAGAGAUCGUGACAGGUAUAGCGAUCAAGAUUGUGAUAGAGAUUAUGAGUGCUCUUGGACUUAUAAUUCUAGAAGUCGUCACAGGUCACAUUCAAGGUCUAGGGAACGUUCCAGGGAUCAUGAUCGCCACAGGCGUGACCGAUACUAGAUGCAUGAAUGCUGCAAAGAAGAAAAUGAAUACGAAACUGUUCUUGCUUAGGUAAGCCGACUUAUAUAGGGGAGUAGCAUUCCUCAGUUAAGUUAUUUGACAGUUUGUCAUGUGGUUGUAUCAUGUUUAAGAGGGUAUUUGUUGCUCUUUGGUACCUAGAGACUAGGAAUUUAAU
Messenger RNA from Rubroshorea leprosula, 1706 nucleotides. The record is from the annotation of a GenBank genome assembly. NCBI's taxonomy places the organism in Eukaryota, Viridiplantae, Streptophyta, Magnoliopsida, Malvales, Dipterocarpaceae.